GAAGCAACCCAAAACACACCUCUCGCGCCGUCGGUCGAAAAGGCCUACUACAGAAAGUGCAUCGAGCUCAAGCGCCGCCUCAACGACGUCGAAGAAGCCAACGAUGCCGCUCGUCAGCGCAAAGCCCGCUUGAACAGAGCAAUCAUGAAGAUGCGCCUCGAACGCGCUUUCCUGCUCGAGCAACUUGCAACCCGCCUGCAAAACACUACCGAUGGGCCUGGCAAAGCUACAAACAACAACACCAACAAU
Messenger RNA from Aureobasidium namibiae CBS 147.97, 249 nucleotides. RefSeq lists its product as uncharacterized. Lineage: Eukaryota; Fungi; Ascomycota; Dothideomycetes; Dothideales; Saccotheciaceae. The transcript has a single exon. The annotation marks the transcript as partial. The record is from RefSeq and is a predicted model, not a curated record.